Trichomonas vaginalis G3 is the source of this 159-nucleotide messenger RNA. RefSeq names its product ankyrin repeat domain-containing protein 49 family. The coding region runs from base 1 to 159 and encodes 52 amino acids. NCBI's taxonomy places the organism in Eukaryota, Parabasalia, Trichomonadida, Trichomonadidae. The transcript has a single exon. Gene Ontology annotation, molecular function: protein binding. The record is from RefSeq and is a predicted model, not a curated record.
AUGCGAAAUAGUUAUCGAGACACACCACUCCAUUUUGCUUGUUAUUAUAAUUCAAUCGAUGUUGUCAAAUUCCUUUUAACAUUAGAUGAAAUUGAUAUUAAUGCACAAGAUAGUUAUGGAGAUACUCCUCUUCAUAUAGCAUGCAGAAAAAAUGUAUAG